Molecule: messenger RNA, 4035 nt
Organism: Archocentrus centrarchus (flier cichlid)
Lineage: Eukaryota; Metazoa; Chordata; Actinopteri; Cichliformes; Cichlidae
Product: contactin-associated protein-like 4
Exons: 24
Coding region: 27-3965 (1312 amino acids)
Source: RefSeq, a predicted model, not a curated record
UCUGUGCAGCCUCUCGCCGCUUCAUCAUGGAUCUGGGAACUAAAAGAGUUGCUGGGAUUAUCGCUCAGGUCGCCCUGCUUCUCUCCUGCUCGUACGGGACAACCGGAGAAGACGUGUGUGACAGUGCACUGGUGUCCAAUCUGCCGCCAUCUUCCUUUCGAAGCUCCUCCCAGCUGUCCAGCAGCCACGCACCAGGAUUCGCCAAACUCAACAAAAGAGAAGGAGCUGGAGGUUGGUCACCUCUCAUCUCAGACAAGUAUCAGUGGUUGGAGGUUGACUUGGGCGAGCGCACCAAGAUCACAGCUGUUGCCACACAGGGCCGCUAUGGCAGCUCUGAUUGGCUGACGUCCUACCUGUUGAUGUUCAGUGACACGGGACACAACUGGAAGCAGUACAGACAGGAGGAUAGUAUCGGGUCAUUUCCAGGUAACAGCAAUGCAGACAGUGUGGUUCAAUACAAGCUGCAACAAGCGGCGAUCGCGCGCUUUCUCCGCCUCAUUCCUCUCGACUGGAAUCCCAGCGGACGGAUCGGACUAAGACUGGAAACCUACGGAUGUCCUUACACCUCUGAUGUGGUGAGCUUAAAUGGCGGCAGCAGCAGCCUGGUGUACAGGCUCAGUCCUGGGCCGUGGCGGACAUCCAAAGAGGUUGUCUCUCUGAAGUUUAAAACCCUGAGGAAUUCUGGGAUGCUACUGCAUGCAGAGGGGCAGCAGGGAGUCAGCCUCAGCCUGGAGUUAGAGAGAGGAAAGCUACAGCUGCUGCUCAGAAAAGGUAUGACUUCCCUUGAACCACAGCGUCUCACCUCUCUUGGCAGCCUGUUAGAUGAUCAGCAUUGGCACCAUGUAGUACUGGAGCAAAGAAAUGCUCACCUCAACCUCACUGUGGACAAAAACACGGAAAGAGUUCAGCUCCCUGCAGAGUUUAGCCGCUGGGACAUUGAACAGUUGAGUUUAGGUGCCGUCCACAGCCUCAGCUCUCAGAAACCAGACAUCUCCAAGAAGAACCUCCAUGGCUGCAUAGAAAACCUGCUGUACAACGACGUCAACUUGAUCGAGCUAGCUCAGAAACGUGACCGCCAAGUUACUGUAAGGGGCAAUGUGACCUUUUCUUGUGCUGAGCCAGUUUCCAUUGCUUUGACGUUCCCCGGGCCCCAGAGUUUCCUCCAGUUGCCAGGGACUACAACGUCCUCUCUGGAUGGUGUGUCUGUAGGUUUCCAGUUCAGGACAUGGAACAGGGCAGGACUUCUGCUCACCUUUGGCCUCCUUCAAAAAGGGGGCAUGGUCUGGUUAUACCUGAGUGACGCCAGGCUCCGACUGCAGAUCCAUAAAGGCGGCACAGUGGUGUUAGAGCUCAGUGCAGGUGCUGCUCUGAGUGAUGGUCAGUGGCAUUCAGUGGAUCUUACAUGCAGACGGGGUCGCCUCACAAUCUCUGUGGAUAAAGAAGAAGGAGGCAUAGCUCAUGCCACCCCCUCAUUUCCUGUCACCACAGGAAGUCAGCUCUUCUUUGGUGGUUGUCCUGCUGAAGAGCACAGUGAGGAAUGCAGAAACCCCUUUGAGACUUUCCAGGGCUGCAUGCGCCUCCUCACUGUGGAGAACCAGCCAGUCGAUCUAAUUAUGGUACAGCAAAGACUGCUGGGAAAUUACAGUCAGCUGCUGAUCGACAUGUGCGGCAUCACUGACAGGUGUUCUCCCAGCCGUUGUGAACAUGGUGGCCGCUGCAGCCAAUCCUGGACCGUCUUUCACUGUAACUGCUCUGACACCGGCUACAGCGGAGCAACCUGCCACAGCUCUGUGUACGAACAGUCCUGCGAGGCGUACAAACACAACGGCAACACGUCAGGACAUUUUUAUAUUGAUGUGGACGGCAGCGGACCAAUCAGACCACAGCUGGUCUACUGCAACAUGACAGAGAAGAACACAUGGAUGGUGCUCCCGCACAACAACACAGAGCUGACCCGAGUCCAACCCUCUCCGGGUGUGUCCCAGCAUUCAGUUCAUUUUGACUAUUCAUCUCAAGAGGAGCAGCUGUUGGCUGCCAUCAGCCAGUCAGAGCACUGCGAACAGGAACUGUCCUACCACUGCAGGAAGUCCCGCCUCCUCAACACUCUGGAGGGCUCUCCAUUUAGCUGGUGGCUCGGUGGUCCCGGUCAAGGUCGAGUCCAGACUUACUGGGGAGGGGCACAUCCAGGAAGCCAGCAGUGUGCCUGUGGCCUGCAGGGUGACUGUGUGGAUCUACAACACUACUGCAACUGUGAUGCUGAUCGCCUGGAGUGGACUGAAGACUCAGGCCUUCUGACCCAUAAGGACACCCUCCCCAUCAGGUCUCUGGUGCUGGGUGACAUCCAGAGGCCGGGCUCAGAGGCUGCCUACAGGGUGGGACCACUCCGUUGCCAUGGAGACAAGAACUUCUGGAAUGCCGCAUUUUUCGACAAGGAGACGUCGUAUCUCCACUUCCCCACCUUCCAUGGAGAGCUGAGCGCCGACAUCUCCUUCCUUUUUAAAACCACGGGCUCGUCUGGUGUGUUCCUGGAAAACCUUGGCAUCAAAGACUUCAUCCGCAUUGAACUGAGCUCCUCCACUCAGGUGGUUUUCUCCUUUGAUGUUGGUAACGGCCCGCUGGAGGUUCGCGUGGAGUCGAGCGUCCCGCUGAAUGACAACCGGUGGCAUCGAGUCCGAGCCGAGCGGAACGUGAAGGAGGCGUCGCUUCGACUGGAUGAACUUCCUGUCGCCACGCAGGAGGCGCCAGCUGACGGACACUUCCACCUGCAGCUCAACAGCCAGCUGUUCAUAGGAGGCACAGCAUCCAGGCAGAAGGGCUUCCGGGGCUGUAUCCGCUCUCUGCAGCUGAAUGGCGUCACUCUGGACCUGGAGGAGAGGGCGAAGAUCACACCAGGGGUUCAGCCUGGCUGCCCGGGUCACUGCAGCAGCUACGGCUCGCUCUGCCAGAACCAGGGACGCUGUGUGGAGAGAGCCAAUGGCUUCCAGUGUGACUGCAGCCUGUCAGCACAUGUUGGAGUCUUCUGCCAAACAGAGGUGUCAGCCAGCUUCAAGUCUGGAACUUCAGUCAUGUACACCUUCAAGGAGCCCUACGAGCUGAGCAGGAACAGCAGCGCUCUGCCAUCCUCCAUCUACUCCGACCUGACGCUCAGAGGAGAGAACGUCUCCCUGAGCUUCAGGACGAACCAGAGUCCAGCUCUGCUGCUCUAUGUCAGCUCCUACUACAGAGAAUACCUGGCUCUGCUUAUCAACAGGCAUGAUAAGCUGGAGGUGAGAUACAAGCUGGACAGUAGCAGAGAUGCUGAAGUGUUAAAGAGCAGCGUGAAGAGUGUGGCCAACGGACAGCUGCACACGGUUGCCAUCAGGAGACUGACGGACUCUGUGUCUGUCCAGAUUGAUGAAAAUGCCAGAGAAGACUUCAAUCUGACAUCCGACGGGGAAUUCAACGCCGUCAAGUCGCUGGUGUUGGGCAGAGUGCACGAGUCCGAUGACCUAGAUCCAGACCUGGCCAGGCUGGCGUCCCUUGGUUUUACCGGCUGUCUGUCGGUGGUUCGCUUCAACGCCAUUAGCCCUCUGAAAGCAGCACUUCUCCACCCAGACACCAGCCCUGUCAUCAUCACUGGACCUUUAGUCCAGUCUAACUGUGGCUCUGCGGCUUCAGCCAAUCCCUAUGCAGCUGAGAACACACACCACCUGUCAGAUCAGUCUGGUUCGACAGGUUCAGGUCAACCUUUGAUCAAUGCCAUUAGGACGGACUCGGCUCUUAUUGGAGGUGUCAUCGCUGUUGUUAUCUUUGUGGUUGUGACUGGACUGGCAAUAACAGCCAGAUUCCUCUACCGGAGAAAAGAGACAUAUCGAAACCAGCAGGUGAAGGGAGUCCAACAGGAGAACAGCCAGGAUUUUCCCUUUAACAACCAGGCUGACUCCCAGAAUGUCUCCAGUGAAAACCCAAAGGAGUAUAUUAUUUAACCUGAUGCCUGAAUGCCUGAUGAGAUGGUGGUUUUUUGGAGAUGAGGGUGCAGACCGGACUGUCCAAUCA